Drosophila biarmipes is the source of this 656-nucleotide messenger RNA. It is a transcript of the gene HLH4C, whose product is annotated as helix-loop-helix protein 1. Gene Ontology annotation, molecular function: DNA-binding transcription factor activity, RNA polymerase II-specific; RNA polymerase II cis-regulatory region sequence-specific DNA binding; protein dimerization activity. Bases 153 to 656 code for a protein of 167 amino acids. The transcript has 2 exons. NCBI's taxonomy places the organism in Eukaryota, Metazoa, Arthropoda, Insecta, Diptera, Drosophilidae. Gene Ontology annotation, biological process: regulation of transcription by RNA polymerase II. The record is from RefSeq and is a predicted model, not a curated record.
GAUGCGCGAGUCCUUCGGGAGCACAGGCAAGCGUAGUGCAUACCACGGAUAUAUCCAAGUCAACUCCAGGAUCUAGGAACCCUCUGCACCUGUGACGGCUCUUUUCGGAGCAGGCAGCUUCCAAGUAGCAGAUCGAAAGCAGAAGCCCCAGGAUGGUCUACGACAUGACCCACAUGGCGGCGGGUCCGCCGCAGAGCAUUUCGCUGAGCCGCUACUACCUGCCCGAGGACGACGAGUUGGUGGGCCCGAACAAUCCGCACCUGGUCAACGAGGACUAUGCGGCCAGCACGACCCUGGAUAUCGACAAGCGCUUCCAGGCGCGCAUGGCCUGCGAAACGGCUGCCCAGCCGGCGCCGCCACCGCCGCCCACGCCGGCACCACGUCGCCGGACCACGCCCAUCGCCCACCUGGAUCCCUCGGAGCUGGUGGGUCUGUCCCGCGAGGAGCGACGUCGCCGGCGGCGGGCCACCCUGAAGUACAGGACGGCGCAUGCGACGCGGGAGAGGAUCCGCGUGGAGGCCUUUAACGUCUCCUUCGCCGAGCUGCGCAAGCUGCUGCCCACCCUGCCGCCGGACAAGAAGCUCUCCAAGAUCGAGAUCCUCAAGCUGGCCAUCUGCUACAUUGCCUAUCUGAACCACGUGCUGGAGACCCCCUGA